Messenger RNA from Knipowitschia caucasica, 1305 nucleotides. The record is from the annotation of a GenBank genome assembly. NCBI's taxonomy places the organism in Eukaryota, Metazoa, Chordata, Actinopteri, Gobiiformes, Gobiidae.
AUGAAGGGAUACCCACACUGGCCUGCCAGAAUUGACGAAGUUCCAGACGGUGCAGUGAAGCCAUCCAACAUGAAGUUUCCUAUCUUUUUCUUUGGCACGCAUGAAACAGCGUUUCUAGGGCCAAAAGACAUUUUUCCAUACCAACCCAACAAAGAUAAGUACGCCAAACCCAAUAAGCGAAAAGGCUUCAACGAAGGACUGUGGGAGAUUGAAAAUAACCCCAAAGCUGAACUCACCGGUCCUAAGCCGGUUCCACCCAAUUCUCUCCGGACAGAAAAGGACUCGGACAGCAGUGCAGAGGAGGACGAGAACAAGGGCAGUAAAUCUAAAGAUGUUUCCCAGAAAGAUUCAAAGAAAGGACGUAAGAAAAAGACCGACGAGACCGAAAAUGAAAAGGACGAUGUGCCUGCGAGCCCCGUCAGUUCAGGAGGAGAAAGUCAAAAACGCAGAGGGAGAAAGUCCCAGAGUGAAAAGCCACUUCCGCUUCAAGAGAGCCAUGGGUCAGGAAAUGAAAUGGAGACCGAUUCAGACCGAAAGAGGAAAAGGGCCACAGAGUCUAAAAGUGAGGAGGAGAAGAGGAAGAGAGACGAGGGUAAAAAGUCCGAGGCCGAAGUCAAAGAGCCAGAGUCCAAGAGGAGGAGGCCAGGACAGAAAGACGGCCACGCGUCCACCUCCGAGGAUGAAGAGAAAAAACGAAGCAAAAGGAAAACUUCUGAGAUGGAAAAAGAUGUGAAAAGGCGUAAAGGGGAGGAAGCAACAAGCAAGGAUGAUGGAAAGAAAAGCGAGGAAAGGACUGGAACAAAGAAGAAAGAACUGUCUACUGACCUGAAGCUCCACAAACUGCACAAUGAGAUCAGGAUUUCCUUGAAAAUUGAUAACACAGACGUGAAGAAGUGUCUGGAUGCUUUGGACGAGCUCGGGGCACUCCAGGUCACCACGCAGCACCUGCAGAAGCACAGCGAGCUCAUUGCUACACUUAAAAAGAUCCGAAGAUUCAAAGCCAGCCAAGACGUCAUGGACAAGGCGAGCAUGUUGUAUCACAAGUUUAAAAGCAUGUUCCUCGUCGGAGAAGGAGACAGCGCACUCAGCCAAGUGCUAAACCGGUCUAUAGCAGAACAAAGACAACACGAAGAGGCCAAGAGAGGCGCCCUGAAGAAAGCGGAGCAGGGAAAAGAAAACACAGACAAGACUGGGAGCAGUGAAAUGAACCCAGAAGAGAAGAAGCAGGAGGCCGUUAAGGAGACAGAUGAGGAUAUCCCAGCAGCAGAGUCUAAUAGUGCCUUGAAACUCCCAGAGGAAUCCUGA